Molecule: messenger RNA, 1953 nt
Organism: Fraxinus pennsylvanica
Lineage: Eukaryota; Viridiplantae; Streptophyta; Magnoliopsida; Lamiales; Oleaceae
Source: the annotation of a GenBank genome assembly
AUGAAAUUUCUCUGCGACCCACCUGAAUUUAGAAUAAUUCUAGGUCAGAAUAACUCUCAAUUGGAUUUUCAGCUACAGCGAUAUGCAAAAGAUACUGACAUGAAUAGAGAGGAGUUGGGAAAUAUUAUGUCUGUAAGGACGAAACCAGCAGGUCUAGUGAUUGGAAAAAGCAAUGGCCAUUGUGAAGAUGAAGGAGAAUCCAAGAUGGAACCACACGUGGGGUUAGAGUUUGAUUCGGCAGAAGAGGCCCAAGAGUUUUACAGUGACUAUGCAACCCAAGUGGGGUUCAAAAUUAGGAUUGGUCAGCUGUAUAGAUCCAGAGUAGAUGGUGACGUUAUUUCUAGGAGAUUUGUAUGUUCAAAGGAGGGAUUUCAGACAAACGCAAGAACUGGCUGUCCUGCUUUCAUAAGAGUGCAAAAAGUUGAUUCUGGGAAGUGGGUUUUGGCCAAUAUAAAAAAGGAACACAACCAUGAACUUGAAGUCCCUGGAGAAAUUUGUCCACCCAAGAUUCAGAGAAAAAGUUUUCCAACUCCUAGAUCAUCAGCUGGUGGGGCAAGUAGGACAGGAAUCAGAUCGCACGAGGAGGAUGGUCUAUCUGGUGUUGUUGACAUUAAACGUCUCAAAAAGGAAGAUGGGGGUGGAAUUGCUGUACCGAGAGGUGAACCAUUCAAGGGUCUCGAAUUUAGUUCUGCUGAUGAAGCAUACAAAUUCUACUACACAUAUGCAGCCAUUACUGGAUUUAAAGUCAGGAUUGGUCAGUUAUUCCGCUCCAAAAAUGAUGGAUCAAUUACAUCCCGAAGAUUUGUGUGCUCCAAGGAAGGGCAUCAGCACCCUUCAAGAGUAGGUUGUGGAGCAUACAUGAGAAUACAAAGACAAGAAUCAGGAAGGUGGGUGGUCGAUCGUCUUCAAAAGGAACACAAUCAUGAAUUUGACAGUCCCACUGAUCCUAGUAGACGAGUGACGGUUGCAUCAAAGGGGUAUAGAGAAGAAGGAAGCAGUGGGUUGGAAAAUUUGGAUUUAGUUGAAACAAAUGGAGGCCUCAGCCUUGUCAAGCGAGUUCGAGAAAGUAAUAUUGAUAAUUUUCCUGCACUCAGUUUGGAGACGCAAUUGUGUUUGAUACAACAUACAGGAGAGGCAUGGCUUAGGGCAAUGUCGGGGCGCCACCCUGUGUCUAUAAUAGCUGAUCAGGACAAGGCCAUUCAAAAUUCAAUUUCACAAGUUUUUCCGGGGUCACAUCAUCGAUUUUCUGCAUGGCAAAUUCUGAACAAAGAACAGGAGAACUUGGGUGCAUUGCUCUCAAUGGAUGCCAAGUUCAAAUAUGAGUAUGAAACUUGUAUUUUUCAGACCCAGACGGCAACUGAAUUUGAUUCCGCAUGGAAUAUGCUUAUGAACAAAUAUAACUUGAGAGAGAAUGCUUGGUUAAAGGAGAUGUACAGAAUGCGUAAAAGUUGGGUUCCCCUGCACAUAAAGGGCAUAUUCUUUGCUGGCAUUCCUGUGGAUGGAAGCUUGAAAUCAUAUUUCAGUCCGCUAUUGACAGCCCAAACACCUCUCAACGAAUUUGUUGUAUGGUAUGAGAAAGCUCUUGAACAACGCCGUGAAGAGGAAAGGAAGGAGGAUUUGAACUCAUUUAAUAUACAAGCAGUUUUGCAUACAAAAGAUCCCAUAGAAGAACAGUGUAGAAGGCUUUACACCAGCACAAUGUUUAAAGUAUUUCAGAAAGAGCUUUUAGAAUGCUAUAGCUACGUUGGAAAAAAAAUAAAUGUCGAAGGAGCCAUUAGUAGAUAUCUGGCACACUUUGAAGGCGAUUCUCAAGAUUUCAAGCCCCUGAUGUUUUGGAGUUUAAGAGAAGAAUCCCUUAAUUUUAUCGAGGCGGGAGCAGCAUCUUUGGAAAGAUACAAAAUUGCCUUCGAGAUCAUGCAGGAGGGCAGAAGAAGUCUCUGCUGGCAAACCUAG